GAGAGAGAGAGAGAGAGAGAGAGAGAGAGAGAGAGAGAGAGAGAGAGAGAGAGAGAGAGAGAGAGAGAGAGAGAGAGAGAGAGAGAACGAAAGGAGCAGUGAGUGCGAGUAAGCGAGGGAAAAUAAAGACCGGAGAGGGCAGCAAGAGAGAGAGAGAGAGAGAGAGAGAGAGAGAGAGAGAGAGUGGGAGAGAGAGAGAAAGGAGCAGUGAGUGUGAGUAAGCGGGGGAGAAAUAUAGACGGGAGAGGGCAGCGCGCGCGAGAGAGAGAGAGAGAGAGAGAGAGAGAGAGAGAGAGAGAGAGAGAGAGAGAGAGAGAGAGAGAGAGAGAGAGAAAGAGAUGGCGGAGCAAACGAAAGUGUGAUCUGGAGGGAGGGAGGGAGGGAGAGGAAGAGAAACAGAGUGUCAACAAGGAACAGAGAGAGAGAAAGAGAGAGCGAGGAGAAGAGAGAGAGGGAGAGAGAAGGGGAGGAACGACAGGGUUGGAGGAUCGUUGAGCAGCAGGGAAUGAACCAUGGGUCAAGAUCACCUUCAUUAGGAAUGAUCUCUACGGCAACGCGCACCACUGCCACGGUCAGUCCACUCAGUCCAUUUACAAAUGGGAACGCCGUUGCCCAGUCUGCUAACUCCGGAUUCGCUGCCGCCCUCCGUAAACUGGCCAAACAGGCUGAGGACCCCAGAGGUUGUCCCCUCAGCAUUGAGUCCUCCCCAGUCUCAUCCCCAGCCACCAGCCACAGCUCCCCGGGGACCACCCCCAAGCGAGGCUCCUCUGGGCCCCAGCCCCCAGGCCUGAGCAGGGGCCACCCCGGCACCCCUCCGGUCGUCCCCAUCGCGCCCAUCAAGUCCACCAACGGCCUCUGGAGGGCUGAGGGAGGCCAGUCCGACUCGUUGGGUGCUGUGAGUAACCAGGUCCAGCAAGACAAGAGGAGCUCUCCACUGUUGUCUCCUCACCCCCUGCUUCACCCCUUCGGCCUCAGCACAGUCAUCCAGGAUCACAGAAUGCAGAGCCAUAGCCUACCGGGUCAGAUGCACCCUGUGGUCCCGUCGGGGGCCGUGCCAGAGGAGUACCUGAGGGGGCUGCGGCCCUUCCCCGGCCCCGAGGACCUCCGCCUCAGCUCUCUGCCCCUGGGCCUGGACCCCGCCACGGCCGCCCACGCUGCUGCCGCCUACUACCACCCUGCCUACCUCCACCACCCGCUGGCCAUGCACAGGAUGGAAGAGUCUCUGUGUCUCUCUGCGCUACGCUCGCAGUUCUACUCGGUGCCUGCAGGGGGCGCCUUUCCUUCCCUCCACCACUCAGGCCUCCACCUGCAUCUACCUGGAGCCCGCUAUCCUGGGGAGCUCAACCACACCGCUCUGGCCGAUAGGCUACAGAUGGAGAAUGAGCUCCGCCAGCGAGACCGAGAGCAGGAGCGUGAGCGAGAGAAGGAGAGGGAGCGAGAGCGGGAGAGAGAGAGGGAUAGGGAAGGGGAGAAGGAGAGGGAGAGAGAGAGGGAUUUGGAGAGGCAGAAGGAGAGACAGAGGGAGAGGCAGAGGGAGAGACAGCAGCAGAUGGCCAGAGCGGUCGAGAGCCACUAUCUGGCAGAGCUGCAGGCCCGAAGACCACCACCAGAGGGCAGAGUCACGCCUGGAGAGAGACUGACACCCAGCCGACCAGAUAUCGUAAAGGAGCAGGACCACCCGAGUCUCCCCACACAGAAGCCUCUGUCCCACCAGCACGGCCUCCAGUCAUCCCUGGGCUCCGUCCCCUACCCGGUGCCCAGCUUAGUGCCCUCCCACAUGGGGAAGCACCAGGCAGCUCCCGCUGCAGGGCUCCAUGGACAGCUAGCCGCUGCCAUGAUGUCCCACAGGGCCGGUGAGGAGGGCUGGAUGUCACGACAACGAAGGCAGGAGAGACCGGAGAGGGAGGGGCCAUCCGAGCUGUGCCUUAGGUUACCUGGGAAAGGGGCGGAGCCCAGGCGAGACAUGCACAGAGCCAACUCCGUCCAACAUCAUUCAAAUAACAGGGAGGCGGCCCCACGCUUGGGGGCCCCACCCCCCUUAAUCUCCCCCAAAACGUUAUCAGCUCACCCCUCUCACCCACAUCACCCCCCUCGCCCGCCCCACCCUCCCACCGCUCUCUGGAACCCCGCCUCACUGGUCAACAACACCCCCAUGGACUGCCAUCACAAAGCCGCCCACGGCCCCCCCGGCCGACCGCCUCCAGGCCUGACCCGGGCCGACCGGGCCCCUGGCUGGACCCCGGAGAGGCUGGAGGACGGCGAGAGGAGCCGGGCCGAGGCCCCGGACAGGGGAGGCCGAGGUGGAGCACAGGAACACCCGGGGUUCUGGAGCAACGGCGAGCAGCACAGGGCCUCCUCCCAUCACCCGGCCCACCAGCACCACCAGCACCACCAGCACCACCGCCAGCCCCAACACCUCCCCAGCGCCCUCCACCAGGGGCCCCCCAAGACCUUGUCGGCGGCGGGGGGGCCGGGGCCCCGGGAGCGGCAGGGCGCGCCGGCCGCCCCCCGGAGCACGCUGGUGUACGACGAGGUCCUGCAGCAGCACCGCCUGCUCCUCAGCAAGCUGGACCUGGAGGAGAAGAGGAGGAAGGAGGCCCGGGAAGGAGGUUUCUACUAUGAAGUGGAUGAGUCGUACGACGAGAGUGAUGAAGAGGAGGUGAAAGCUCAUCUCAAGAGGGUCACCCAGCAGCCCCCACUCAAACUGGAUGCCUCUUCUGAGAAAGUGGAGUUCCUGGGCGCCCUGGGCCUGACCACACAGCGCCACCGCAGCGAGAUCCUGGAGAGGAAGAGGAGGAAGUGGCGGAGGAUGAUGAAGGAGCGAAGUCCGUCGCCGCCGCCCGCCGCACAGGGGAGGAAGAAGCGCUGCCCCUCGCCCCUCACCACCCCCUACACGGCCGCGCAGAUGGACAGCAGCCCCGCCCUGGAGGAGAAGAAGGGCUUCCUGCAGAUGUUCAGCCUGGCCCACGUCACCCCGCAGCAGAGGAGAGAUAAGGAGCAUACGGAGGGGCUGCUGAGGGCCAUUCAGCAGAAGACCGUGACUCUGGACACCCUCAGAUACAAUACGUUACCCCCCUGUAGCAGCCCUGCAACUCCCCCUAGAGGCGGCUCAUCAGAAGUCCGUCUACAAGGCCAAUCCAAAGGACAGGAAUCCCCGGGCUCCUCCCCUCCCCCCUCCCACCCCAUCAGCAAGCACUGCGUAGACCCCUUCAAGCCCUACCCGGACACCCAAAUACCUCAUCCGCCCCUGCUGGCACUCCUGCACGCCGGAGAGAAGGCUGCAUAUAAGAACACGUUGCAGUCGAGCAAGAAGCAGCUCCAGCCGCAGGGCUUUCAGAACAGCCACCCCUCACCGGCCCCGCGCAAGGAGGCCGGCCCUGGCCUCCAGAACGGGAGGAGUCGUCCCUGGGAGAAAUUCACCCCGGAGGCCUUUGCACAGCAGUUCCACCAUGCUGUGCUGCAGUCCACACACCACACUCUGCAGGGCAAUGGCAUCCCAGAGGUCAACAUGAAGGCCAACCCCUCGCUGCCUCUCAACAUGUCCUCGGCCAUGAAGAGACCCAGGGUCCACUCCUCUCCUUCUCAACCUGCCUACCACAACGGCCAUCAAUCCAAGCGCCCGGGAGCCGGGGAAGCCCACGGAACACAGGAACGCCUGUCGGGGGAAGAGGAGGAGCAGGGAGGGUCUGGACAGGAGGAAGAAGACGAGGAGGAGGAUGAGGGGGAGAUGGAGGCGGCGGACGCGCCCAGGAAGUGGAGCGGAAUAGAGGCCAUCUUCGAAGCCUAUCAGGAGUACACUGAAGAGUGGAGCGUAGAGCGUCAGGUCCUGCAUGGUCAAUGCAAACGGCUGGAGGCUCAGAACCACACGCUCACCAGGACGGCAGAGCAGAUGUCUGUCACCAUGGGGGAGCUGGUGGGACAGCGGCAGAAGGUGAGGGAGGAGCGGGAACGGCUGCAGGCCCAGCUGGAGCACUUCAGAAGAUGCUUGACACUUCCCAGCAUUCACUGGGGCAGGGGGCAGGUCCACAGUCACGGGGCCCCAAGGUGACCCCUGAACCCUGGGGUCCAACGCACUCAUCUGAUACCAAGCCUCUCAAUGGAUACGAUUGGAGGUCCUGGUUCAGAUCUCUGAAAGCACUUGAAGCUGUCAUAUCGUUGUUUUUUCUACCUUAAUAGCUUAAUUCCGUGCUGCUACCUGACCGAUCCUAGUUCCGGAUGCCUCCCCGUCAUGUCUGCCAUGGUGGCCGUGUUCCCCUGGCGAGACCAUGGUCAGGAUCAGUGCAUCCUGGAUCUGUUUUGAACCCAACUUACUGCUACUGCAAUUCAGCCACACUGUGUAGCUAUUUUGUAACUUGUGCUAGAAUAAUGCUUACAAUGUCUGCCCGUACCCCUUGUUGGCUUUAAGGACUUACAGUCUCGGCUCAUAUUGUGUUUGUUUAGCAUUGGCUGUUAAUAACGCAGUCGCGUUUCACUCCAGACUACUGAAAGGUGUCUGUUUUAGUCCCUUGGUGAAUACAAACAGUUUGAAGCACACCUCAGGCCUUAAAUGUGAUGCGUUGGAACAAGAAGCCUGCAUAGUUCCCCUAGCUCUCUUAGAGCAGAGGCAUGUUAUAUACAGGGUACUAUAGCCCUCUGGUGCAGCAAUUUGUAAUGCUGGCGCUUUCUAGUUAGGGUUCUAUUGCUUGUGUGUUCCAUGUAGGGUUCUCAAGGGAAUAGGAAUCAUCCUACAGACAAUAUCUAGAAAUAAUUAAUACAUUAUCAAUGGCAAAAAAGUAUAAAGGUUAAAAAACUGAUAGUGAGAGUAGAUACAUUUCAUUUCAUGUAUUUUUGGUUUUCUAUAGGUAGCGGUUGAAGUGGAAGAAUAUUAGUGUAGGUACUCCUAUGUAUUUUCAUGGGCAUUAGGUUGGGUAUUUCUAUUCGAAUCAAAGACAAAAUGUCAGGCUGCAAUUUAAAUACAUGCAUGUCAAUAUUGAAUAAGAAUUGGGCUGACUAAAGCAGAAGCACAAACACAAGGAGUCAUGAUUUGUUAGCAUAUGUACUGCCUUAAUACUUGAUGGGGAGAGAGACAUCAGCACCUAACCCUUACCCUGGUACCCCACUCGGAGUCGGGGUACACUACAAAGGUCCCCCACUUUUGUAUUCCAAAGAUUGGUAUUUGUAAGAUCACGUUGUAUAAGGAUUGCUUCUAGACCCAAUGAAAUCUUGUUUGACCUUUUUAGAUACCCGAACAGGUUUCUUUUGAGGAGCGAGUAGCUCUGAGGGUUGACUAUGGGAACCUUUCCCAGGCUGUGAUCAGGAUUAAAUUAUCAUUGUUUUAAGAAGGCAAUGUCACCCUCCCCUUGUAAGACUCGUACAUGCCUGUGGAUGUUUGUUUUUACGUUACUUUAAGUUCACUCUACAGUGAACUUCUAAGCGAGACGCUUUGACACAUUGGGGGGGCUGGUUGGGGAAGAUGAAAGUAGGAUUUUCCUAGGAUUCAUUCCUGGGAGCGUAUACAGGGAGUGCUACCUGUGUCUGGGAAAAAUAAGUUAUCAAAGCCUUUUUGAGAAAAACAUUUUCCUCAGAAAAUAUAAAAGCCAAAUUAACCUUUGGUUUCCUUAAAGGUAAAAAGCUGUUAAGAUUGUGUAAUUUACCAAAAUCACCUGAUACCAUAUUUAAUAUAUAUUUUUUGUCUUUGUAUGUUCUUUGUGUGACAAACAUUGGAAUGCACUAUCUAUUUUUGGAUAUUAAUAAAUGACGCAACUUCAGUUAUUCUACUGUAAUCAUUUUUUUAUUAAAAAUAGCAUACUCAUAUUGUCUGAAAUAGGAAACAAAUAUUUUCUUAUCUUGGACCUGCAUCUGUAUUGAAGGUUACCAGAGGCUUGGACAGACACUGUCCAGUUGAAAUUAGUCCGUCAACAGGUCAUGAAAUCACACUCAUUCUUUUUGUUGCCAUUUGUUUAAAUCGACUGUUAUGUGAUAUAUUAUUUGAGUUGUACAAUUAUAAUGAACUAUUUAUUAACAAAUAUUACUGUAUAUUCUGAUGGUGAUUUACAAUAAAAUACUAAUAAUA
Gadus morhua (Atlantic cod) is the source of this 6052-nucleotide messenger RNA. Its product is annotated as genetic suppressor element 1. NCBI's taxonomy places the organism in Eukaryota, Metazoa, Chordata, Actinopteri, Gadiformes, Gadidae. The coding region runs from base 506 to 4048 and encodes 1180 amino acids. The record is from RefSeq and is a predicted model, not a curated record. The transcript has 16 exons.